This is a messenger RNA of Corticium candelabrum, 660 nucleotides long. Its product is annotated as intraflagellar transport protein 27 homolog. Gene Ontology annotation, molecular function: GTPase activity; GTP binding. The transcript has 7 exons. The record is from RefSeq and is a predicted model, not a curated record. Bases 30 to 617 code for a protein of 195 amino acids. Gene Ontology annotation, cellular component: Golgi apparatus; endosome. NCBI's taxonomy places the organism in Eukaryota, Metazoa, Porifera, Homoscleromorpha, Homosclerophorida, Plakinidae.
UGCCAGGGUCUUCCGCAGGACGCGUUGUGAUGUCUUCAGCACCGCAUAAGCCUGGCAGCGGCGUUAUGUUGAGAGCUAAAUGCAUCGUGGCUGGCGAUGCGGCAGUUGGUAAAACGUCGUUAAUUCACGUGUUUCAUGGAGAAGGGACGCCGUCUAAGGGAUAUUCUAUGACUCUUGGUGUGACGACACUGCAGCAAGUCGUUCGAGUUCCAGAUUCAGAAGACGUGGUGGAAGUCUGUACUGUUGAUUCAUCAGGUCACGAGCUCUACUCGGAUCACAUUCAGCAACAUUGGACCCAUCCCAAUAUGCUUUUCCUGGUGUAUGACGUUACGAACAGAGAGACGUUUGAUAGUUGUAACAAGUGGCUGGAGUGUAUACGUUCACAUCCACCUGAUCAGCCAUAUCCUGGCGUACUGGUCGCUAACAAGACAGAUCUCGAAAAGCGUCGAGUAAUAUCAGAAGAAGAAGGUCGAGCAUUUGCCACAGCAAAGCGUCUAGAAUACUUCGAAGCAUCAUCAAAAAUCACAGAAAGCUGUACAUCACCAUUCCUCCAUCUCGUCACAGAAUAUCACAAACUCUAUGAAAAGAAAUUGGAAAUGAUGACGUCACUGAUUUAGAUAUUAUGUAGUUAUACAUAGCGCUAAUACUUAUUACUGUAUA